Messenger RNA from Momordica charantia (bitter melon), 1331 nucleotides. Its product is annotated as WAT1-related protein At5g07050-like. Gene Ontology annotation, cellular component: membrane. Gene Ontology annotation, molecular function: transmembrane transporter activity. Lineage: Eukaryota; Viridiplantae; Streptophyta; Magnoliopsida; Cucurbitales; Cucurbitaceae. The record is from RefSeq and is a predicted model, not a curated record.
UUAUAAAUCGAGGAGGAAUAGUUGCGGUGGAUCGACCAUUGCCCUAGCAAUGGCGAUGGCGAUGAACGACGUCUGUUCGUUGAGAGGGAUUUUCAAUAGGUUUAAGCCACACAUCCUCAUGGCUUUUACUCAGUUGGGCUACACAUUUAUGUAUUUCAUCACAGAUGCUUCCUUCAAUCAUGGAAUGAAUCCUUACGUCCACAUCACUUAUCGACAACUCGUUGCUGGUGUCGUCAUGUUUCCAUUCGCUUAUUUCCUCGAAAGAAAAAUGAGGCCGAGGAUUACGGUAGCACUGUUCUUGGAGAUUUUUGUUCUUUCUCUUUUGGGGGGGAGUUUGACUCUCAGCAUGUACUUUGCGAGUUUGACAUACACGUCUCCCACCUUCCUUGCAUCAAUGGUCAAUACCAUUGCUUGCUUGACGUUUAUAAUUGCAGUUGUGCUCAGAAUGGAGGAUGUGGACCUUCAAAAUCCAAGAGGGGUAGCAAAAGUUUUGGGGACAUUGGUAUCAUUGGGAGGGGUGAUGAUAAUGACUUUCUACAAGGGGCCCAUCAUCAGAAAUCUAUGGCAUCCUCUCAUCCAUAUUCAACACAAGGCUACUGGCCUCCAUGAGGACUGGCUUAAGGGUUCAAUUCUUACUGUUUCAAGCUGCAUUUCUUGGGCCAUUUGGUACAUUAUGCAGGCAUUUACGUUAAAACGAUACCCGGCGCAGCUCUCGCUAACGACGUGGAUGAACAUUGUCGGGGCAGCGCAAUCAGGUGUGUUCACAGUGUUGAUACAACACAAGGCAGGAGCUUGGACUGUUGGACUAAACAUUGAUCUCUGGUGCAUUAUCUAUACAGGAAUAGUUUGCUCAGCUUUGAUAAUAUACAUUCAACUGUGGUGCACAGAAGAAAAAGGACCUGUUUUUGUGACCAUGUUCAACCCACUUUCAGCCAUUCUUGUUGCAGUCUUAGCUUACUUUGUUUUUGGACAGAAGCUUUACAUGGGCAGCAUUGUUGGUGGAGCUAUAGUGAUCGUGGGGCUGUAUUUGCUGUUAUGGGGCAAAGAAGAUGACCAGAAGCUUCAAAAUAAGCCACUGUUGGAAUCUGAUUCGGUGCAUGAAAGUUCAAAGCAACCCAAUCUGCAGACAAAUGCCUCCUCAGCUGUCAUUGCCAACCAUGUUUUCCAACAUCACCCCUAAUUCUAAUCAACAUCAUUUCUAAUUUUUAUGAUCGGGAUUCGAUUCGUAACUAAAACGCUUUUCUUUAUAGACACUUGAUGUUGAACUAAAUCAUCGUGAAAAUUGAUAUUUUGUGCUAUAAAAAUCACGUGAGAACGAUUUCGUCUCUAAA